Molecule: messenger RNA, 1661 nt
Organism: Sardina pilchardus (European sardine)
Lineage: Eukaryota; Metazoa; Chordata; Actinopteri; Clupeiformes; Clupeidae
Product: UDP-glucuronosyltransferase 2C1-like
Exons: 6
Coding region: 76-1656 (526 amino acids)
Molecular function (GO): glucuronosyltransferase activity
Source: RefSeq, a predicted model, not a curated record
AUUUACUCUGACUGGAGCUAACCUCUGUUUUUUUUUUAGCUCCUUUCCAGUUGUAGCAGCCGCCGGUGAGCCACUAUGCGUGUGCAGCCAUUGCUGAUUUCACUGCUGUGUCUAGCUGCGUGGAGUGAUGGAGGGAAGGUGCUGGUGUGGCCUGGUGAGUUCAGCCACUGGCUCAACAUGAAAGUUAUCCUGGACGGUCUGGUGGACAGAGGCCAUUCUGUCACCAUUAUCACUCAUACUGCCACUCCGUCUGUUGUGACCAAGUCCUCCAGGUUCAACAUUGAGAUCUUGCAGGUUCCGUAUACCAAAGCGGACAUCACAAAAAAUUUACAAGAAAUGCUGCGUUACUGGAUGUAUGAUCUGCGUAAUGACAGCUUCCUGAGGGCAUCGCUGAAGUUCAAAGAGAUCAUUGACAAAGGAGUGGAGCAGAACGAAGUACUGUGCAGGAUCCUGUACUCGAAAAUGGGCCUGAUCGAGAAGCUGAAGCAGGAGCGCUAUGAGGUCGUGCUCCUUGACCCCAUGUCCAUGUGUGGCGACCUGCUAGCCCAGACCCUGGAUGUGCCCUUUGUGCUGUCUAUGCGCUUCAGCUUUGGAAAUGCCAUAGAGCGACAGUGUGGGCAGCUGCCCACUCCCCCCUCUUAUGUGCCAGGAGCUGGUUUUCAGUACACAGACCAGAUGGAUUUUGCUCAGAGGACGAAAAUGUUUCUUUUUUACCUAUCUCAAGAUAUUUUGCUCCAUGUCAUGACAUAUUUCAAGUGGGACCCAAUAUACACUGAACUGGCGGGUAAACCAACCAAAUUGUGUGAUGUCCUUAGUAAAGCUGAUAUUUGGCUGAUCAGGACCUACUGGGAUUUUGAGUUCUCCCGACCUCUUCUCCCCAAUUUCAAAUUUGUUGGAGGCCUGCACUGCAAGCCGGCAAAGCCUCUUCCAGAGGACAUGGAGGCGUUUGUGCAAAGUUCUGGGGAUGAUGGUAUUGUGGUGUUCUCUUUGGGAUCCAUGAUCAAGAACCUCACGAUGGAGAGAGCAAACACAAUAGCCUCUGCACUUGGACAAAUACCUCAGAAGGUAUUGUGGAGGUACAGUGGUGCAAAACCAGAGACACUGGCUUCCAAUACAAGACUUUAUGACUGGCUUCCCCAAAAUGAUCUACUAGGCCAUCCCAAGACCAAAGCCUUCAUAACCCAUGGUGGCACCAAUGGGCUCUAUGAGGCUAUCUAUCAUGGAGUGCCCAUGGUGGGCAUCCCCCUGUUUGGUGACCAGCCUGAUAAUCUGAACCACAUGAGGGUGAAAGGAGCGGCUGUCAGUAUGGAUUUCAACGAAAUGGAGAGCAAAGAUUUGGUGGAUGCCCUCAACACAGUGAUUAGUGAUCCCUCAUACAAGGAAAGCAUGAUGAGGCUCUCCAGGAUUCACCACGACCAGCCAAUGAAACCUCUGGAUGAGGCCGUGUUCUGGAUCGAGUUUGUCAUGCGCAAUAAAGGAGCGAAGCACCUUCGUGUCCAGGCCCACGACCUCAGCUGGUACCAGUACCAUUCUCUGGAUGUUAUUGUAUUCCUGCUUGCCAUAGUGGGACUGUUCAUUUUUAUUGUAGUAAAAUCAUGUUGCUUCUGCUUCAGGAGGUGUUUUGGGAAAAGUCCCCCAAAAAAGAAAGCAGAAUGACAUUU